CAGUUAGUCCGACAGUGAAGGACGCGGAGCCGCCAGAGCCUUCCCCGCAGCACACCGGAGCAUAAUUAACUGGAAUAAAGACGCAGAAGAAGAAGAGCCGCGUUCCUGCUGUGUUACUGGAUAAACAGGCACACAGCUGCAGGAGGCACAGCUGAGGAAGCAAGAGGAGGUGUUGGAGGUCCGUGUGUGCGUUUGUCACCUCACACGCUGAGCCUGAGGAGAGCUGACGGUGUCACUGCGACAGGGAGCUGAAUGUGUGUGUGUGAGGCUGAAGUGAAGCUUCGCUCGCUGGUCACGAGGAGUUGCUGCUGUUGUGUCUGUUGCUCCUUUUUCCUCUUCCUGAGACGUCUGUGCUGCACGCGCGGGCGAGCGACUGCCGCCGUGUGUCGUCCCCUCGCUCGCUCUCUCCGUCUUUUCCUCCCUCCUUCGUCUCCACCUUCAGCCGGCUUCUUUGCCGUAACUGUGCCGGGGAGAGACAGCCGGGUAUCAUCAGAAUCUCCUCGACCUCAUCGAAUCCAUCGUUACCAAAAAAGCCGCAGGCCUGAGCCUUCCUGGCGGCUUUACUGACCUGCCUGCUAAUCAGCAGCCCCGCCGGAGGCCGGGACUCUGAGGACACCAAAGACAGAAGACGUCUCGGCUGAUCUGGAUGCUCUUUGUUUCUGUCAUUUCCUGUUUCCACACUGACGCCGAUCUGCAGCCUGGACACGGUGGAUGUAAAAGAAACCACGCCGCUCUUUUCUCGACACAAUUCUUCGCGAUGUCGCCUCGCAGGAGGUGACGUGUGGCUCCUCCUAACAUGUAGCCAGGACGACCUGAAGAGCCCUCCCACAAACUUUCCUUCAAACAGGCCGAUCGCUGCCGGAUGAGUGAACGCUCACUCCCACAAAACACAAACUGAGACGCUGCGCGAGGGUUCAUAAAGUGCUACCGGCUCAUUAUCAGCCACGGCGCUUCCUAUUUUCAUCUUUAAUCUUUGUAUUCUGAGUAAUCAUCUUUUUAAUUAAUGGUGACGGCGGCAUGAAAUCUUCCCCACCGCCCUCCUUUUCUCCCGGUGCCACCUGAAACCAAUUAGCAACAGCAGAUCUAGAUGGGGAUUAGACACGGGGGGAGCAGCCGCGAUUAGACACAAACACAACGACAGAAGAAGAGAGCCUGAGAACAAAGCCGGAGGCGGGGUUAGGGAGGGGCCCGCUGUCCAUUCUGGGUGAUCGAUAGAAGGGAGGAAUAGAUAUGGAUACGGCCGGAUUGGGGAGGCAACCCUCAGCAGACGCAACAGCCAGGUGUGAGUCAGCAGGUGGAGUCGAUUGUCGGUGCCCAGAGUCGUGACUGACAGGAGCUCCGGCCGCCCGGGACUCUUUGUCAUUCCCUGCACGGAGCGGCAGAGCACGAGGAGAGACUCCUGGCUCGUCUCCACAAUCAGGGCCAAUUAAGAGAAUUUGAUUAUAUGCCUUAAUCUUGGCAGUCAGGUGGAAAAAGCAGACAGAAGAGAAAGAGGAGGCAGAGCAGGUGCCACCGAUACACACCAUUAUCUCCGUCCAUCUCUAAUUGAGUUUGUUGCUGCCCUCGCCGGGUGCUCGCCUCAUCUCCUCUACAAAAGAAAUCUGUCUUCAAGAGUUUUUCUCGAGAGAAAAACAGAACAGAGAAAUAAAGGCAAGGCCCUCUGUCUCCUGCCGUAAAUGCUCUUUCUUUACCUUCUGCAAACACUUUCACUCGGAUCUCCCUUCAGAGACAUUCCCCAUCUCCCUCACCUUUUCCAAGUCCCUUUUCAUCCCACCUUCCAGACUCACAGUCCCAGUAUGGACAUGUCCAGUCUCCCUGCAGUUUUCACAAUCUCCAUAUCAAGAGUGAGAUAAAAGUAUUAUAGAGGAGAGGGCAGAAAGCAGCGAGAGGCUGAAUCUGCAGAGGACGGAGCACAGACUUUAUUUCCUCCCAUCGACCGUCCCCGAAGCUUCAGUUCCUCUUCUUAAACUCCCUCCUCUCCCCUGGAGCUUUUCCAAGCUCUCCUCUGUGGAUCGUACUCUCUGCAGUGACCGUCCGACCCGGACUUUUCCCAGACUUAACCGACCUCCGUCAUCCGAAGCAAUCCUUUGAUAUCGGCUCCUCGUGUCCUCAUCUUCAUUCCGUGGCGGUACAGGCAGCCAGCAGACCAUUCUCCAUGAGGAGCGGUGGAAGAUGCCGGCUCUGCCAGCACUGCUGCUGUCGAUUUACACCGUCGCCUCGCUGCUGACCAUGGCGCCGCUCUCCUUCAGCCAGGCCAACACCCUCUCUGCCGUCCGCAUGGCGGCCAUUUUGGAUGACCAGUCUGUGUGUGGUCGCGGUGAACGUCUGGCGCUGGCUCUGGCGAGGGAGAAUAUCAACAGUCUGAUGGAGGGCUCCUCCCAGGCGAGGGUGGAGGUGGAUGUCUACGAGCUGCAGAAGGACUCCCAGUACGACACCACCGACACCAUGUGUCAGAUCCUGCCGAAGGGUGUGGUCUCUGUGAUCGGCCCCGCCUCCAGCCCCGCCUCUGGGUCCACCAUCAGUCACAUCUGUGGGGAGAAGGAGAUCCCUCACGUGAAGAUCGGCCCCGAGGAAACGCCCAAGCUGCCGUACCUCCGCUUUGCCUCGGUGACCCUCUACCCGAGUAACGAGGACCUGAGCCUGGCCAUCGGCUCCAUCCUGCGCUCCUUCGGCUACCCGACAGCCAGCCUGAUCUGUGGCAAAGCAGAGUGUCUGCUGCGAUUGGAGGAGCUGGUCCGCCGCUUCCUCAUCUCCAGGGAGACGCUGUCGGUGCGGAUGCUGGACGACAGUCUGGACCCCACCCCCCUGCUGAAGGAGAUACGUGAUGACAAAGUGGCCACCAUCAUCAUUGACGCCAACGCCUCCAUCUCGUAUCACAUCCUCAGGAAGGCUAACGAGUUGGGGAUGACGUCCGCCUUCUACAAGUACAUCCUCACCACCAUGGAUUUCCCCCUCCUGCGACUUGACGAUGUGGUGAACGAUCAGUCAAACAUCGUGGGCUUCUCCAUGCUGAACAUCAGCCAUCCUUUCUACCUGGAGUUCAUCAGGAGCCUCAACCUGUCCUGGAGGGAGGGCUGCGACGUCAGCCCGUACCCGGGACCCGCGGUGAGACGGGACAGACUGUCGUCAGCACUGAUGUUCGACGCCGUUCACGUGGUGGUGAGCGCCGUGCGAGAGCUGAACCGCAGUCAGGAGAUCGGCGUGAAGCCGCUGAGCUGCACCUCCCCGCUCAUCUGGCAGCACGGCACCAGCCUCAUGAACUACCUGCGCAUGGUGGAGUACGACGGUCUGACAGGUCACAUCGAGUUCAACAGCAAAGGCCAGAGAACCAAUUACACCCUGAAGAUCCUGGAGAAACACCCUGCAGGCCAUAAAGAGAUUGGCAUUUGGUACUCCAACAACACGCUGGCCAUGAACUCCACCUCCCUGGACCUCAACGCAUCAGAGACGCUGGCCAACAAGUCGCUCGUCGUCACCACAAUACUGGAAAACCCUUACGUGAUGCGCAAGUCCAACUACCAGGAGUACCAGGGCAACGAUCAGUAUGAGGGCUUCUGCGUGGACAUGCUGCGGGAGCUGGCAGACAUCCUGAAGUUCUCCUUUAAGAUUAAGCUGGUGGACGACGGGCUGUACGGAGCGCCAGAGCCCAACGGCAGCUGGACCGGCAUGGUGGGGGAGCUCAUCAACAGGAAAGCGGACCUGGCGGUGGCCGGCUUCACCAUCACAUCGGAGAGAGAGAAGGUGAUCGAUUUCUCCAAACCCUUCAUGACUCUGGGGAUCAGCAUCCUGUACCGGGUUCAUCUGGGUCGUAAGCCGGGCUACUUCUCCUUCCUGGACCCGUUCUCUCCGGCUGUCUGGCUCUUCAUGCUUUUGGCUUACCUCGCCGUCAGCUGCGUCCUCUUCCUCGCAGCCAGACUCAGUCCCUACGAAUGGUACAACCCUCAUCCGUGUUUGCGGGAGCGGCGGGACAUCCUGGAGAACCAGUACACGCUGGGGAACAGCCUGUGGUUCCCAGUGGGCGGCUUCAUGCAGCAGGGCUCCGAGAUCAUGCCGCGGGCGCUGUCCACACGCUGCGUCAGCGGAGUCUGGUGGGCUUUCACCCUCAUCAUCAUCUCGUCCUACACGGCCAACCUGGCAGCAUUUCUCACGGUCCAGAGGAUGGAGGCGCCCAUCGAGUCUCCGGACGAUCUGGCGGACCAGACCAACAUCCAGUACGGCACCAUCCACGGAGGCUCCACCAUGACCUUCUUCAUGAACUCGCGGUACCAGACGUACCAGCGGAUGUGGAACUACAUGUACUCCAAGCAGCCCAGCGUGUUCGUGAAGAGCACAGAAGAGGGCAUCGCCCGCGUGCUCAACUCCAAGUACGCCUUUCUGAUGGAGAGCACCAUGAACGAGUACUACCGCAGCCUCAACUGCAACCUCACGCAGAUCGGAGGACUGCUGGACACCAAAGGAUACGGCAUCGGCAUGCCUCUGGGCUCUCCGUAUAGAGACGAGAUCACUCUGGGAAUACUGCAGCUGCAGGAGAGCAACAGGCUGGAGAUCCUGAAGAGACGCUGGUGGGAGGGAGGACAGUGCCCCAAAGAGGAGGACCACAGGGCCAAAGGGCUCGGCAUGGAGAACAUCGGCGGGAUCUUUGUGGUUCUGAUUUGCGGCCUCAUCAUUGCCGUCUUUGUGGCCAUCAUGGAGUUUGUGUGGUCGACACGCCGCACCGCCGAGACGGACGAGGUUUCCGUCUGUCAGGAGAUGCUGACGGAGUUCCGUAAUGCCGUAUCCUGUAAGAAGAAUUCUAGAUCCCGUCGGCGCCGACCCCUGACCAGCACUGGGGGCGGAGUCCUACGUCACCCAUCCCGCCUGACUCUGGCCGGUCCCCGCCCCAUCCGCCUGAUUCGAGAGAUGCGUCUCAGCAACGGGAAACUGUACAGUGGCGCCGGCCCAAUGACGGGCGGGUUGGCAGGGGUCGGGAUGGGAGGAUGCCCCGAUCUGGGCCCGGGGCCACAGAGGCUCCUGGAGGACCCGCUGGGCACCAAAACCUCUACCACCACCCCCCCUCCUGCGUCAGCCCUAGUGGCUCCGCCCGCCCCCCCGCGCAGCUUCCUGCAGGCCUGCAGUCACGUACGCAUCUGCCAGGAGUGCCGGCGGAUCCAGAGCCUGCGACCGGCCGCGCUUACCCCACCCCCUCCGCCCUCCUCGUCCUCCUCCGCCUCCUCCUGCUCCCGGGUCCCGCCCUCAGUGGCGAUGACAGGCCUUCACCCCCGUCACAGCGCUCACCAUCAUCUCCAUUAUCACCACGGCUCCAUGUCGCUGCCCCGCCUUCCGCCGCCCCCUCCCCCGAUGCCGACGGACAGAGCUGACAGCGACGGGGGCGUGGCAAGCCCGCAGCGGUACAAAAACAAACCUGUGCCCCCGCCCCGGCCGCUGCCCCCCAACAAGACCCCGACACACCCACCGACAGACUUACUCAGCGGACACGACUGAGCCUAAGGAUGCUGUCUGUGGGGUCAAAGGUCACAAACACAUUGACCCCAAAGCUGUACUGGUCUAAACUGGCUCUCCAGCAGGGGUCAAAGGAGGAAACCAUUCUGACCCGUUUGUGGGGGUCAUCCAUUAAAGCAAAGACACGUCAGUGGACUGCACCAAACCUUUACGGGGGUGAGCGGAUUGACCCGCUCUGGGGAUGGAGGACUACUCACGGACUUUUUACCUUUUGGAUUAAAGCAGACAAACAGGAAGUGACUGUCUGAGGCCGACCCACCCUCAGCCAAUCGUCUCACUCCAUGCCGAGCAACGAGGACUCAGACAGACUGAGGUUUGAUACUGAUCCAGGUGUUUGUAUAGACGAAACGCUACAGAUACACACACUCACACAAAGUGGAGAAGAAGAAAAACUAAGUCUGUGAUUGUAUUUCCUGUCCUGUUGUCCAAUCAGAGGAGCUUCUCCUCCUCCUCGUCCCGAUCCUGAAGCUGAUGUCACAGCGAUCUGAUCGCCGAGUUGUCUCAUUUCUAAAGGUCACCUGUCAGCUGCCGGCGGCGCUGAGCUCCAUCGCUGAAUAAUUUGGACCUGCUGUACAAAAAAACAACCUGUUGACUUUUUCCCUUUUUUACUAUGAAAUGAACGAACAGCUGCUGCAGUUGUUACACACAUCUGUAUUUGUUUUAUCAUUUAAUCAUUUUAUUUGUAUUUUAUAACAUCAUUUUUAUAUUUAUAUUUUAUUUUAUUUUUGUU
Maylandia zebra (zebra mbuna) is the source of this 6229-nucleotide messenger RNA. Its product is annotated as glutamate receptor ionotropic, kainate 5. NCBI's taxonomy places the organism in Eukaryota, Metazoa, Chordata, Actinopteri, Cichliformes, Cichlidae. The record is from RefSeq and is a predicted model, not a curated record. Gene Ontology annotation, cellular component: membrane. Gene Ontology annotation, biological process: monoatomic ion transport. Gene Ontology annotation, molecular function: ligand-gated monoatomic ion channel activity; signaling receptor activity.